UUGUAUUUCUUUGCAGCGGCAAGGGAGAUCACUGCGCAGGAUCGAUUUAUAGUCAGUUAAGAUUAUCGUCGGGGCAUAGAACGUACUGCUUAAACACAGUGAAAUAUAUAAUGGAGAUUUCCACUUUAGAUCCUAAACUGCAAGCGCUGGUGAAAGCGGCUGUCGACGUAAAGAACAAUGCAUAUUGUCCAUACAGUAACUUCAGAGUCGGGGCUUCUGUCCUCUGUUCAGAUGGUUCAAUAUACGCCGGUUGUAAUGUAGAGAAUGCAUCCUAUGGAUUGUGUGUCUGUGCUGAACGCAAUGCUGUCAUGAAAGCUGUAUCCGAGGGUAAAAAGAAUUUUACGGCAGCAGCAGUCUCGUGUGAUAUCAAAGGAGACUUUAAGGGACCAUGUGGUGUCUGCAGACAAGUGUUCGCUGAGUUUAACCUGGACAUUGAGUUGUAUCUUACCAAACCUGACAUGACAUACAAGAAAGUAGUCCUCAAAGAUCUGCUACCUAUGGCGUUCACCCCACAAAGUCUGGAAGAGGAACGUAUAUAGCGAAACAGGGAAAUAUCAUGUUGAAAUGCAGAAUCAGCAGCUGUGGUCAUUUAACAGAGAUAAUUAUGAACUUUAACAUGUACUAUGGUACUUUUAAAGGGAAGUUAUGGAGAGGACACUAUCAUACUCUGGAUGACCAAUUUUUUACCUUUACAGAUAUUAUAUGUGUAUGGGUAUUAAAAUAAUAUCACUAUUUUCAACAUAUUUUUUUUUUUGUAAUUACCAAAGUUGAAUUUUUUCUGCCACCCAAACUUGAAGCGCCAAUGACUUUUAUUGCUACAGAACAAUGCAAAGAUUGAGAACAUGUAUUAUUAUCUUUCAUGUCUGAUUUGAUCAGAAAAUAAUUUGUUCAUUUCAGUAGGCCUACUUCUACAUUCGUUUGUUUCCAAGGCAGCAAUGCUUUCUAGCACUUUCAUCUCAGUUCAAAAAUAAAAUUAUAACACCA
Messenger RNA from Mercenaria mercenaria, 984 nucleotides. RefSeq names its product cytidine deaminase-like. Gene Ontology annotation, molecular function: cytidine deaminase activity; zinc ion binding. Bases 111 to 539 code for a protein of 142 amino acids. Gene Ontology annotation, cellular component: cytosol. The record is from RefSeq and is a predicted model, not a curated record. The transcript is spliced from 5 exons. Lineage: Eukaryota; Metazoa; Mollusca; Bivalvia; Venerida; Veneridae.